GCGGCGGCGGCGGCGGCGGAGCGGCGAUGGCAGCGGACACUGGAGCGGGCUUGAGGGCUCGGACCUGCUCCCUCCCGCGCGACCUCGGGCCCGACCCGGCGCUGCGGUCCCUGCUCUCUCCCCUCCUGCUUCCUCCCCGGCCGCUGCCUGGGCGGAGGCGGAGGCGGAGGCCCGGGCUGGCCGCCCUGCUCGUGCCCCGGCUCGGCCCCGGACGGCCCGGCUGCUGUGCGGAGAGGAGGCCGAGUCGGUAGUGAAAAGCAAAUACGGAAGAAAUAGGAUCUCAAGAUGAGUAAAAAGCCCCCAAAUCGUCCUGGAAUCACUUUUGAGAUUGGUGCGCGUUUGGAGGCCCUGGACUACUUACAGAAAUGGUAUCCGUCACGGAUUGAAAAAAUCGACUAUGAGGAGGGCAAGAUGUUGGUCCAUUUUGAGCGUUGGAGUCAUCGUUAUGAUGAGUGGAUUUACUGGGAUAGCAAUAGGUUGAGACCCCUGGAGAGACCCGCAUUAAGAAAAGAAGGGCUAAAAGAUGAGGAAGAUUUCUUUGAUUUUAAAGCUGGAGAAGAAGUUUUGGCUCGUUGGACAGACUGUCGCUAUUACCCUGCCAAGAUUGAAGCAAUUAACAAAGAAGGAACAUUCACAGUUCAGUUUUACGAUGGAGUAAUUCGUUGUUUAAAAAGAAUGCACAUUAAAGCCAUGCCCGAGGAUGCUAAGGGGCAGGUGAAAUCCCAGCAUCCACUAAGCUGGUGUUGUCCUAUCGACCCAGCUGGAUCGUGGAACCAGUCUAUGGGAAGUGAGGAUUGGAUAGCUUUAGUCAAAGCAGCUGCUGCAGCUGCAGCCAAGAAUAAAACAGGGAACAAACCUCGCACCAGCGCUAACAGCAAUAAAGACAAAGAUGAGAGGAAAUGGUUUAAAGUACCUUCAAAGAAGGAAGAGACUUCAACUUCUAUAGCUUCAUCAGAAGUUGAGAAGAAGGAAGAUCUGCCCACAUCUAGUGAAACAUUUGGACUUCAUGUAGAGAACGUUCCAAAGAUGGUCUUUCCACAGCCAGAGAGCACAUUAUCAAACAAGAGGAAAAAUAACCAAGGCAACUCAUUUCAGGCAAAGAGAGCUCGACUUAACAAGAUUACUGGUUUGUUGGCAUCCAAAGCUGUUGGGGUGGAUGGUGCUGAAAAAAAGGAAGACUUCAAUGAAACGGCUCCAAUGCUGGAGCAGGCGAUUUCACCUAAACCUCAAAGUCAGAAAAAAAAUGAAGCUGACAUUAGCAGUUCUGCCAACACUCAGAAACCUGCACUGUUAUCCUCAACUUUGUCUUCAGGGAAGGCUCGCAGCAAGAAAUGCAAACAUGAAUCUGGAGAUUCUUCUGGGUGUAUAAAACCCCCUAAAUCACCACUUUCCCCAGAAUUAAUACAAGUCGAGGAUUUGACGCUUGUAUCUCAGCUUUCUUCUUCAGUGAUAAAUAAAACUAGUUCUCCACAGCCUGUGAACCCCCCUAGACCUUUCAAGCAUAGUGAGCGGAGAAGAAGAUCUCAGCGCUUAGCCACCUUGCCCAUGCCUGAUGAUUCCAUAGAAAAGGUUUCUCCUCCCUCUCCAGCCACUGAUGCGAGCAUGUUCUCCAUCAGUUCUCAGAAUCAGCAAGAGUCUUCAGUACCAGAGGUGCCCGAUGUUGCACAUUUGCCACUCCAGAAGCUGGGACCCUGUCUCCCUCUUGACUUAAGUCGUGCCUCAGAAGUUUCGGCACCGCCCGCCCCAGAGCCCGUUUGUCCUCAUGAAUGUCCCAGGCCAGAAAAGGAAGACGCACAGAUGCUUACGAAUCCCUCUUCCAGAGCGAUAGCUGAUGGAAAAGGAGCUCCAACAGCAUCAGGACUAUCGAAAACAGAAAAAAAAGUGAAAUUGGAAGAAAAAAGCUCAACAGCAUUUGGUAAGAGAAGAGAGAAGGAUAAGGAAAGAAAAGAGAAGAAAGACAAAGAUCACUACAAACCAAAACAGAAGAAGAAAAAGAAAAAGAAAAAGAAAUCCAAGCAGCAUGACUAUUCAGACUAUGAAGACAGUUCUCUAGAAUUUCUGGAAAGGUGCUCUUCUCCACUAACUCGAUCUUCUGGGAGUUCUCUGGCUCUGCGAAGCAUGUUUACGGAGAAAAAUACAACAUAUCAGUACCCAAGGGCAAUUUUGUCAGUUGAUCUUAGUGGUGAAAACUUAUCGGAUGUGGAAUUCCUAGACGAUUCUUCAACAGAGAGUUUACUUCUAAGUGGGGAUGAGUACAAUCAGGACUUCGAUUCCACCAAUUUUGAGGAAUCUCAGGAUGAAGAUGAUGCUCUUAAUGAGAUCGUGCGAUGUAUCUGUGAAAUGGAUGAGGAGAACGGCUUCAUGAUCCAGUGCGAAGAGUGUCUGUGCUGGCAGCACAGCGUGUGCAUGGGGCUCCUGGAGGAGAGCAUCCCCGAGCAGUACGUCUGCUACAUCUGCAGGGACCCUCCCGGUCAGAGGUGGAGUGCAAAAUACCGCUAUGAUAAGGAUUGGUUGGAUAACGGGAGAAUGUGCGGGUUAUCAUUUUUGAAGGAAAAUUAUUCUCAUCUCAAUGCCAAAAAGAUAGUUUCCACACACCACCUGCUUGCUGAUGUCUAUGGAGUCACGGAAGUCCUGCACGGGCUACAGCUGAAGAUUGGAAUUCUGAAGAAUAAACAUCAUCCCGACCUCCAUCUCUGGGCUUGUUCUGGAAAGCGAAAAGACCAAGAUCAAGGAAUUGCGGGGGUAGAGAAAAAAAUGACAGCACAAGACACAGGGAGUGUUGAGGAGAAGAAAUACCAUGUUCAGAACCAUAAAGAACCACCUCGUGUGCCCCUAAAAAUGGAAGGAACUUACAUAACAAGUGAGCACAGCUACCAAAAGCCACAAAAUUUUGGUCAAGACUGCAAAUCUCUCGCAGACCCUGGGAGCUCAGACGACGACGAUGUUAGCAGUUUUGAAGAAGAACAAGAAUUCCGCAGGAAAGAUAAAAACCGUUCACAGUAUUCAGUGAAAGAAGAUGGGAUGCCUGACAAGAAUCCAGCUGAAAGGAACACGGUAUUUAUUUAUAACGAUAAAAAGAGCACUGACGACUCAGGACACGCACAUCUUCAGUGGCAGCUCAAUCUCCUUACACACAUAGAGAAUGUCCAGAAAGAAGUUGCCAGCAGGAUGGACCUAAUAGAAAAAGAAGUCGAUGUUCUGGAAAGCUGGCUUGAUUUCACAGGGGAGUUGGAGCCACCAGAUCCUCUGGCGAGACUGCCCCAACUUAAACGCCAUAUCAAACAGCUCCUAGUCGACAUGGGCAAAGUGCAGCAGAUAGCGACUCUUUGCUCCGUAUGACAGCAGUGAAAGCCGAAUGAAAAGAACGUGGGUCUCUUCAGGCGAUCGUUUUUAUUAUCCACAUGACUGCUACGUGGAUAGUUAUAAAAAGCUUAGUGUUGUUUGGUCAUUUACUGAUUUGUGACAUCAAUAGGAUGGCACCUUGGAAAGGAAAAUGAAGAACAGCUUUAUCAAGGAAGCUGAUGUUAAAAAAAAGCUUAUGAGCAAGCUACAAACGAUAAUGUGAUCUAUGCUAGGGAUCAAUGACGUGGAAUAUAACUUAUGCCAAGGAAAUCGAGUUGGCAGGAGUUUUGAAUAGUUGCUUACACGAAGCUCGAGAUACCUGUAGAAAGAAGUAUGGUGUGUUUAUGUAAUUUUUAGUAGAGAGGUCCAUGUAACGAAGCAGAAUUUGGCCUACAGCAAAACUGUAGAGGAAAUGGAAAUUCCGGAGAGUUCUGUAAGGUUGCUUAUACGAACUGUCUUCUCCACAGUUCGUCCGGCUGCACCGCAGUUUAGAGUAUUUAAACUUCUAUAGGAUCAUGAGCUGUUUAUUAGGUGAUGAAUGUCCUUAAUCAGAAAGCUGACAGUGGAAGCCUCACUUCCCAGGAAAACAGUUGUGGAAUUCUUGCUUCAUUAUGAUUACAUAUUUAAAAACAAAUGCCAAAUAAUUGGAAUUUAUUUUGCAGGCAGUAAGCUCAUUGUAAACAGAAUGGCUCACGGAAGGGUCAGCGUGCCAAAUGACGAUGACACUGCUGGGGAGAGAACGUUAAAUACCCCGGGAGUUCUACUCCCAACGUCUUACAUAGGCCAUCAGCCCAUCAGACACCCGAUGUCCUACACGGGACACACGUACUCUGUAGAGUUGAAUGCGGUAUUCAGGCAUCGGUGUACAGCUUGAUCCUGAGUAUGCUUGGUGUUUGCCUUCAGAUAAAAAUUGUAAAUAACCUCAGCUGGGAUGAGGAGUGACAAAAAUGUCGAAACAAUUUGUGGCUGUGGAUUUUUUUAACUGCUGGUAGUGGAAUACUGGAAACGCUUCAUUUCUGAAGAUGAAUUUUAUUUUUAAAAAAUACACGCGCACUCAAAAUGUUUAGCUUUGGUCACAAAUGGACAAAUUUCUGAAACCAAAGGCAACUAUAAGUUGCUGAGUUAGCUCUUGCUGGAGUUCGGGCCCGGGUCCUCCUGUCUGCCAGUGCCCUUGUGAGUCGUGUGCCACCAUGCUUUGUGCGCAGGUGUGCGUCCGCGUGUGCUUGUUUGAAACAAACACUCAACGUACAUAUGUACAUAGUCUACACAUAUUUAUAUCUACACAUAUCUAGUUUUAUUACUAUAGACUAUAAGAGUUGGUGGUUAACAUGAAAUGUUACCUUUUAACAGACUGUUUUUAAAAAUUAAAAAUGUAUGUACAGGUUUUGAAACUUUUUUAAAAAGGGGGAAAAAGACUGUUAAGAGGAGGCUAUUUGAUGAUAUAACACUUGAAUAUUUUAUGCCUCAUUCUGUUUAUCAGUUCUAGCGAUCUGUGUAAAUGCAUUGUAGAACUGAUACACAGUAAACUUGAAUUUAUCUUUGAUAAGAAUACAUGCCACUGUACAUUCAGAUAUUAUUUAAAUUUGCAAACACACUGUUCUAUAUGUAAGGUACUGUAUGUAAAACUCUUUAUUAAAACUAUUCCACAUAUCCUGAAAUUUCAGCUUGCCUUUUUGUGGCCUUAUAUUUUGAUGUAAAGACGAUUAAAAGAAUGUGCAAAACAGUCAUUCGAAAUUUUUAUUGCCUUCUGACAUUUUCCAACUUGAUAAAUGUGCCAAAGACCAACAGACAUAACAUAAGGUCCUGUGUAUUUCACUCGUUCUGCAUUCACUUUGUCAGAGGUCUUACUGGGAAAUGAAAAGCUUUCGUAGAGGUGAUUGGGAUACUUGCUUAAAUUUGCAUAUUAAAGUAAAAAAAAUAAUAAUAGUGCCUGUAUUCCAUGUGUGGAGUAAACUUGCUAAUGCCUGUAUUUCAAGAUUGAUAACUAUGUCUUUCAUUCGUGUUAAAAAAAAAAAAAAAAAAAAAAAAAAGAAUGGCUCUAAUCUUCUCUCUGUUGUGGUUAAAUUCCGGAUAUUGAACUUGUAUCUUUUUCUUUUCCCCUCCAGAGUGGAGCGAAUAGCAUCCUUAACCUAUGGAUAGUGGUGUUGCCUAGGUUCUUGUCACGUACACAGAAACCCUUUGUGCCUAGUGAUACCUGUCUUCUCAGUCCCUGGGAAGGGGCCACAGUUAAAUCGACGUGCAUUUGUUCUUGGAGUACAUUGUAAUCGGAUCCCUUUACUUGUUAGAAGCCAGCAAACGGGAGGCUUCCCAUUAAUACCUAGAUCACUCAGUUUUGGCUCUGCUUCUAUGUGUCUGAAUUGAAAGUCUGAAUUUUUUAAUUUAGAUUUUUAAAGAAAAUCGAUGCCAGAUCACUUUCAUGCACAUAUCCUUUCAAUAUAGAGUAUAUCAGCAAUUGGUUGACGUCUUAGCAACGAGUUGGCUGAGCCUUUCCCUGUUUAAGAAUAUGAAUUCGUUUUUGAGAAGUCAGUCCAUUGUGAGAGGUUUCAGAUGAGUGGAUUAAAAAAAUCUGUGUAUUUAAGUAUAAGCAGUAAACUAGAGAGGGUGUUUCUUGAAAAGAUAACUUUCUCCUUGCUGCCCCGCCAGAAGAGAAGGAGCACUGGUGGGAGGGAUCCUUAGCGUGGUAGUGGCCAGGGGAAUCUGCUUCCUCGUACUUGCGUGCGGUCCUUCUGACUUACUUCCUUAAAGGAACUAG
Messenger RNA from Lynx canadensis (Canada lynx), 6094 nucleotides. RefSeq names its product PHD finger protein 20 like 1 (gene PHF20L1). Gene Ontology annotation, biological process: regulation of transcription by RNA polymerase II. The record is from RefSeq and is a predicted model, not a curated record. Bases 286 to 3339 code for a protein of 1017 amino acids. The transcript has 21 exons. NCBI's taxonomy places the organism in Eukaryota, Metazoa, Chordata, Mammalia, Carnivora, Felidae. Gene Ontology annotation, cellular component: nucleus; NSL complex.